Messenger RNA from Aspergillus versicolor CBS 583.65, 9454 nucleotides. RefSeq lists its product as uncharacterized. The transcript is spliced from 13 exons. Lineage: Eukaryota; Fungi; Ascomycota; Eurotiomycetes; Eurotiales; Aspergillaceae. The coding region runs from base 127 to 9300 and encodes 3057 amino acids. The record is from RefSeq and is a predicted model, not a curated record. Gene Ontology annotation, biological process: fatty acid biosynthetic process; secondary metabolite biosynthetic process. Gene Ontology annotation, molecular function: oxidoreductase activity; 3-oxoacyl-[acyl-carrier-protein] synthase activity; fatty acid synthase activity.
CAUCUAUAGCAACCGGGUGCUUAAUAUCUAUAUAAACCUACUUGCCAGCAACUGUCUACCCUCAGCAGGCACUUGACACUGCUUGACAGAGAGAGAGAACUGCAGAUUGAAUAUUAGCUGAGGAAAAUGAGUGACAUUCACGACGACGGCAUUGCCAUCGUGGGCAUGGCAUGCCGCCUCCCCGGAGACGUGCAAGACGCCCAGUCCUUCUGGGACUUGCUGAUGAGCCAGAAACUCACGCGUGCUCCCUUCCCCGAGAGCCGCUUCAACCCUAAAGCCUUCUACAACCCGCAGAAAGGGCGGCCGGGAAACAUCCGGUACGAGGAAGGCUACUGCAUCUCCAAUGACCUGGAGGACUUUGACGCCGGCUUUUUCAACGUUAAUCCCACGGACGCCCAGUUCCUGGACCCCCAGCAGCGCGGGUUGCUGGAAUGCUGCUUUGAGUGUAUGGAGUCGGGAGGCAUUACCCUGGAGGAUGUCUCUGGCUCUACGACGGGUGUGUAUGUUGGGAGUUUUGCUAGCGACUAUGAGACGCUUGCGUUCAAGGAGCCAGAGCGUAUUGAGGGCAUGGCUGUGUUGGGCAUGGGAAGGACCACGAUCAGUAACCGUGUGAGCUAUAUGUAUAACCUCCACGGACCAAGUGUGACCAUGGACACAGCAUGUUCAUCAACGCUGUACGCUCUGCACUUCGCCGUGCAGGCCCUGCGCAACGGCGAGAUCCCCGCGGCCUUCGUCGGCGGCGUGAACCUGAUCCUCACCCUCGAAUACCACUUCGCCAUCGGGCAGAUCGGGGCUCUGUCGCCGAGUGCACAGUGCCACGCCUUCGACACCUCUGCAGACGGGUACUCGCGCGGCGAGGCAAUCAACGUGCUGUACCUGAAGCGCGUAUCAGACGCCAUUCGCGACGGCGACCCCAUCCGCGCUGUCAUCCGGGGGUCAUCCUUGACUGCAAACGGCAAAAACAACGGUAUAACGCUCCCCAGCGCACAGGCACAAGAACUCGCCAUCCGCACGGCCUACGAGCACUCCGGGCCUCUGGACUACAAUGCCGUGGGCUACGUCGAGUGCCACGGCACCGGCACGCCCGCGGGCGAUCCCAUCGAGACAACGGCGAUAGGAAAUGUAUUUGGCGCCCACCGCGAGUGGUUCGAGCCGUUGUAUAUCGGGUCGACGAAGCCGCAGGUUGGGCACGGUGAGGCCUGCUCGGCGAUUACCAGUAUUAUGAAGGUGGCGUUGGCGAUUGAGAAUGGGGUGAUCCCGGGGACGAUUGGGGUUACCAAGUUGAAUCCUGCGUUGGAUCUCAAGGGUGGUGCGCUGGCCGUACUCACCCAGAACACGCCGUGGCCAAAGGACAAGGCAAAGCGAGCAUCUGUGAACUCGUCUGGAUACGGAGGAGCGAACGGCCACGUCGUGAUUGAUGGAGUCGAUCAGUAUUUCCGCAGCAUUGGGAUGGAAAACCCCUGUAGUCAGGGCUCAACUGUAGAUGCCGACAGCACAAUCCUCCAGAACCGGUUCCUGCUGCCCGUCACAGGACAUGACGAGUACUCUAUGCGUGAGAGCCUGAAGAACCUGACGGCCGUCGUGGACAGCCAGGCGUAUGACUUCCACGAGUUGCUGCAUACCAUGAUAGCCCGUCGCACACGAUUCCACUACCGCGGUGUAAUCCCCAUUGAGCGAGGGAGCUCGCGCACUCUGACGAUGGGAGAGCCUGUCACUGGGCGUACGAACAACAGCGUCCCGGUCAUUGCUUUUGCGUUUACCGGCCAGGGCGCUCAAUGGGCUGAGAUGGGCCGCCAGCUGCUGGACUGCUAUCCGGCCGUGCAGCGGACAUUCAAGAAGCUGAACCUGGCCUUAUCCCAGCUCAAGCAGCGUCCGGACUGGACACUCGAGCAAAUCCUCUUCGAGCCCGCCGAAACAAGCAAAAUCGGCCAAGUCUCCUUCUCCCAGCCCAUCUGCACCGCAAUCCAGAUCGCCCUCGUCGACCUCCUGCAAGAAUGGGGCGUGAAGCCGCAGGCCACGAUCGGGCAUUCGUCCGGCGAGCUGGCGGCCGCGUACGCAGCGCAACUCAUCACGGCCGAGGAGGCAAUUGUCGCGGCGUACCUGCGCGGUGUGCAUGCCACGCUCACGCAGGCGCCCGGGGCAAUGAUGGCUGUUGCGAUGGGCGCACAGGAAGCUGAGGCGUUCCUGGCGCGCAACGAGAUCCCAGCCUCCGAUGUGGUUGUUGCGUGCGUGAACUCGCCGCAGAGCGUCACGCUGAGUGGCAAGACGGACCGCAUUGAUCUGCUGCAUGGGGUCUUGAAGGAGCAGGGGGCGUUGUGCAAGAAGCUGCCGACGGGUGGGAAGGCGUAUCACUCGCCGAGUAUGAAGGAGGUUGGGUCUGCGUAUAGUGAGGCCAUUCUGGAGGCGGGCAAUGAAGGUGGUGCCGUGCGUGCUCUUGCUCCAGUUGUUGAGGGUGAGAGACCUGUUAUGGUUUCUUCGGUGACUCUGCAGCAUCUCCAGCCGGGCGAUAUCAAUGGCACAUACUGGCAGGCGAACCUGGAGAGCCCGGUGCUGUUUGACCCUGCGAUGAAAGAGCUGUUAGGGCUGAAGUUCGGCCCAGAGGAGCGCCAUGUCGACUGCGUGAUUGAAAUCGGCCCUCAUAGCGCCCUCAAAGGCCCCAUCAAGCAGAUCAUCGCCUCGCAAGAAGUGCAGGACAUCUGGAAUGCGUCGCUGGGCACCGCAGCCAAAGUGACCUACGAGCAGACCCUCGAGCGAGGCCACGACGCCGAAGAGGACAUGAUGCGCCUGGCAACCAGUCUGUUCAUCAAGGGCUUCCCAGUCAAUAUGCUGCAUGUCAACGGCCAUCUGGUCUACCGUCCAUCGAAGGUCCUCAUCGACCUGCCCAAGUACCCCUGGAACCACGAGACAAAGCACCCCCUGAUCGUCAACCGGGCCACGCAGGACUACAAGUUCGCAACGCACCCUCGCCACGACCUCAUCGGCAGUCGUCUUCCUGGUGGAAACCGCAUGGAGCCUGUGUGGAGGAACUAUCUGCGUCUGGACGAUGUACCGUGGAUCAAAGACCAUGUGAUCGGAAGCGCCAUCAUCGUCCCCGGCGCAGCGUACCUCGCCAUGGCCGUCGAAGCCGCCGCCCAGUUCGCCGAAGACACAGCCCUAGGCGGCCCCCCCUUCUCCUUCGAAGAGGCCAAAUUCCACCUUCAAACAGUCACCAUCAAAGCCGCCCUCGUCCUCCCAGCCAGCGGCACCGCCGACAUCAUGAUCAACCUGCGGCCCACCGAAGCCUCCGCGGCGUUCAACCGGCUCGAAUUCAAGAUCUGCUCUGUGGCCGACGGCCGCUGGAUCGAGCACGCACAGGGCAUCGUCUCGAUCGAGUCCACGCACGGUAAACGAACGCCCAAGGCGCCCUUCAACGACGAGACCGAGGAGCCCGUCUUCGAGCAGACCUUUUCCAAGGACUCCUGGUACGAGCGCCUCAGAUACCGCGGAUUCGACUUCGGGCCGCGCUUCCGCGUCAUCGACGAGAUCCAAGUCCUGCCUAGUGCGUCACGCGCUCGUGCAAGGGCCCAUAUCCUGCAGACUGCGGAGCGGCAUGCCGCCAAUUCUAGCGAGUCCCGGUAUGCUAUCCACCCGCUGACCAUUGAUGCGGUGCUGCAGGGCCGCGUGGCGUCGGUGUAUACGAGCCGUGCGGACCGCGAGGAGGCUACGCAGAUCCCGGUCUUCAUUGAUGAAAUGACCAUCAGCCCGGCGGGCUGGGCCAAGGACGAGCCAGGGCUGAUUGACAGUGUGGCCUGGACGGAGGGGGCGCGCAGCGGAGGCUCGCACUCUGCGCUGACGACGGAGAGCGGGUUUGAGAUUAUCUCUGCAAGGAACGUGAAGUGGCGCCAGUUCGAGAACCAGGGGAGUCAGGAGAAGAUGAGCCAGGACUCGUCCGGGCGUGAGCCGUACUACCGCAUGCACUGGAAGCCGGAUAUCGACUUCCUGGAUACGGAUGGCGCGCAUAGACUGUACCACAGCGACUUCCAGGCUGCGGAUGGCAAGGCCUAUCUGGAUGAAGUGCACCAUAUCCGCACGCGGUUGGAGACGGUGACCGUGCUGUAUGUCUGCGGUGCACUGGAUAUGGUCCGCAGGGAGGAUCUCUCGACAGACCCGACGCUGAAGUGGACGCAUGGGUUCUACGACUGGCUGUGCCAUGUCAGGACUGAGGCAGCUGCAGGGCGCAUGGUGCUCUGCGAGCCAGACGCCACGAGGCUCAGUCCAGAACAGCGAGAGCAGCGCAUCAGCCAGCUGCUGGCCGAGCUGCCAGAGGACUUCCCCCAGCUCGAGUUCAACGCGAUUGUGUAUAAGAACAUGGUCGAGAUCAUGGCCGGCAAAGUGUCGAGCAUCGACCUCGCCGUGCAGGCCGAGAUCCUGGCGCGCGUGUACGCAGACGGGUCGAUCCACGACGCAGCACGCAAGAACCUCGCCUCGGUUAUCGAUAUCAUGGCGCACAAGAACCCCACGAUGCGCGUGCUCGAGGUCGGCGCCGGCACAGGGAGCUGCACGAGCGUUGCGCUGGACGCGCUGAAUGCGUACGACCGCGAUAUCGCCGGCCCCCAUCACCACCAUGCGAAGCGCUACCGCGACUAUACAUUCACGGACAUCUCGCCGGCGUUCUUCGAAAAGGCCGAGGAGCUGUUCAGCGCGUACCCGCCCAUGAUCUACCAGACCUUCGACGUGUCUGCGGAUCCGGCAUCGCAGGGCUUCGAGCUGGGGGCCUACGAUCUCAUCCUGGCGUCGAACGUGAUGCACGCCCCCGGCAACACGGACCAGCUGCUGCGGAACUGCAGCAAGCUGCUGAAGCCGGGAGGCAGGCUGGUCAUGCUGGAGAUCACCAAGACGGAGAGUCUUACGCCGGUGCAGUUUGCGUUUGGCACGCUGCCGAGUUUCUGGGAGUGUCUGGACGACGUGGAUGCGGAGCGUCCACUAGGGCCCUUCCGGAGCCUGGAGUCGUGGGAGAAGCAGCUCGACGUGUCGGGCUUCAAGGGCCUGGAUAUGGUCCUGACUGAUUUCCCUGAGCCGUUGGCCCUGGAGAGCGUGAUGGUGGCCAGCACCCCCGCUGAGCCGGUAGAACAGGAUAUAGACCAUCUUGUCAUUGUCCAUUCAUCCCCUCAGGACACCCUCGCCCAAGCCAUCGAACAGGAAUUCCUAGUCCAGGGCAAACUCACAGCCAGCAAUAUCAGCCACUACACCCUCUCCUCCCUCCCAGAGCCCGAAGACACCAUCACCUCAAGGAACACGGCCUACCUCGUCCUCGAGGAAGUCCAAACCGCCAUUCUAACAGACAUGCGCCCCGAGCAAUUCUCCGGCCUGAAGCGCCUCGUCACCUCCGCCUCCAGCAUCCUCUGGGUCACAGGCGGCGACCUCCUCUCGGGCCGCUCGCCCUCCCUAGCCCUCGCCCACGGGCUCAACACCGUGCUGAUGAACGAGCACUCAGCACGCAACCUGCGCUUCGCAGCACUGGACCUCGACUACACCAACGCCAGCCACGCCAGCCACGUCCCCGCCGUUGCACGGACACUCACAGCCGCCAGUGUGGCCGUCGCGGCGGCCACCACGCGCGCCGACUGCGAGACGGACUUUAUGCUCAAGGACGGCGUCCUGCACAUCUGCCGCGUGGCGCCGGAUAUGGCGCUGAACUCGGAAUUCACGCUCGACACGGGCAGUGACGGGCGUGCGGACCAGGAGUUCCCGGCUGAGGGGAAUGUGCAGCUUGCGAUGGGGACGCCGGGGCUGCUGGAUACGGUGUAUUUCCGCGAGAGGCCAACGUGUGAUAUGGCGUUGGGGGAUGAGGAGGUUGAGAUUAGAGUCCAGGCGGUUGGAUUGAAUAUGAAGGACUACGUGAUUGCAAUGGGCAACUUCGAGAGCGUCAAGUCCAGCAACGAGAGCACCGGGUAUGUUGCGCGGGUUGGACGCAGCGUCUCGCAUCUGCAGCCCGGCGACAAGGUCAUCUGUCUAGAACGAGGCCACUAUGAUACAUUCCUGCGCAGCCCGGCGCAGAAGUGUCUGAGGCUGGCGGACGACGCGGACCUCGUUGCGAUGGCCACUGUCGGAAUCGCGCAUGGCACGGCCAUCUAUGCUCUGGACUACCUGGCGCAGCUGGAGGCCGGCGAGAGCGUGCUCAUCCAGGCCGCUACGGGUGGUCUGGGUCUGGCGGCUAUCCAGUAUGCGAAGCAUAUCGGCGCAGAGAUCUACGCGACAGUUGGGACGCAGCAGAAGAAAGACUACUUGAUAUCAGAGUGUGGCAUCCCGGAGGAGCGCAUCUUCUGGUCACGCUCGCUGCAGUAUAAGGACGCACUGCUGAAGCAGACCAAGGGCCGGGGGGUGGAUGUUGCUCUCUCGACAAUUUCCGGGCCUGGGUUCCAUGAGACGCUCAAGUGUCUGGCGCCUUGUGGACGGUUUGUUGAUGUUGGGAGAGGAAAUGUGCUGGAUAAGGGCUCGAUGGGGCUGCACGUCUUCGACCGGAGCAUCAGCUUCUUCUCGUUCGACCUGAACUUGGUUCUGGAGGAGAAGCCACGCAUUGCGCAGAGACUCUUGUCCGAUGCGAUGCGCCUCCUGGAUUUGGGCCGCAUCACGCCUAUCAGACUGGACAAGACCUUCCACAUCACCGAGAUGGAGAACGCCCUCCGCUACUUCGGCCAGGGCCAGCACAUCGGCAAGGUCGUCUUGACGUACGGGCCCUCCGACAACAAGAUCACCAUAAAGGGCGCUCGCCAGCCACGCGGUGUCGACAACCAGUCCAGCUACCUGCUCGUCGGAUGCCACGGAGGGCUGGGCCACAGCAUGGCCGACUCGCUCAUCGAACGAGGCGCCAGGAACCUCGUCUUCCUGGGCCGGUCGAGCGAGACGAAGCGCGAGAUUGCCUCGUUCUGCAAGCGCGCACGCAGCAACGGGGUCAACAUCGUGACGAUCCAAGGCGACGCCUCGAAGAUGGAAGAUGUCGAGCGAGCAGUCGCGCAAGCCAUCUCCAUGGGGCCCCUGAAGGGCGUCGUCCACGCAGCUAUGGUCCUGCAAGACGCCUUCUUCGACACCAUGACCCUGGACCAGUUCAACAUCGCUGUGCGGCCCAAGGUCCACGGAGCCCUGAACCUCCACCGUGCGACGAUCCAAGCCCACGCUGCCCUCGACUUCUUCUUCAUGACCAGCUCCGCCGUCACAUAUGUCGGGCACAUCUCGCAGGCCAACUACGCGGCGGCGAACACCGUCCUCGACAACCUCGUGCGCCAGCGCAUCCGCCACGGACUGCCCGCUGUGACGGUCUCGCUGGGCCCGAUCAAGGGCGUCGGCACCCUGAACAACAAGCCCGAGUACGCGGAGAACCUGCUGCGAUCAGGCCUGAUCGAGGCCGAGGAGUCCGAGUUCAUUCGGCACUUUGAGCGCUUCACGACGCACACACAGCCAGAGUCCAAGCAGUUCGACCCGCUGACGCAGGGCCAUAUCCUCACGGGGGUGGAGUACGCAAAGCACGACCUCAGCAUGGUGCAGGUGAGUCGGAUCGAGCAGGACCGGCGCUCGGCGCUGCUCGUCACGACGCUCGAGUCGCGCAAGGCUGCCGCUGGGGGAGCCGGGCAUGGCGAUGCAGCGGCCGACGGCAGCGGUGAUGACCAGCUCAUCGCGGAUCUCCCUGAUGACCGGGACAAGGCGGUUAUUGUCCUUGCGGAGGCGAUUGGGCGGCGUCUGGCCAAGCUGUUGUUCAUUCCUCCCGAGGAUAUCGAUAUCAGCCGGCCGUUCUCGCACUUUGGCUUUGAUAGUAUGUCCGGUAGUGAGCUGAUUCACUGGUUAAGUCAGAGGUUUGGGGUCGGUAUGUCCUUCUUGCAGCUGCUUGCGCCAGCUUGCACUCCGAAGAGUCUCGCUGGGACGGUGUAUGAGACGCUUCUCAAGAACAAGGCGCUGCCGGCCGCGAAUGGCACGGAGGAGAAACCCAACGGAGUGAAUGGGACAUCGCAGGAGAAAACUAACGGGGUGAAUGGGCAUGCUGUGGCCAAUGGUUCUAGUCAUGAUGCCAAUGGUGUUGAUGCCAAUGGUGUUGAUAGUACGCCCAAUGGUCGUACUCAUACAGAUGUCGUCGUCAGCAACGGCUCAAAGACCAAGAUGGACAAGUUCACGCAGGCAGUUCGAGCAGCCAUUGCCGAUCCGAAGCCCGUCAUGCACUCAUACGUGUGCACUGUUGUCGGCCGCAAGGGCGAGCAACUCUACAGCCUCUCCGAAGGCACGAUGGCGCCAGGAUCCAGCGACAACGCCGACUUCGAUUCGCUCUACUGCAUGGCAUCCCUCUCCAAGCUCAUCACCACGGUAGGCGUCAUGAUCUGCGUCGAGCGCGGCCAGAUCUCCCUCGACGACGACGUGGCGUCCAUCCUGCCAGACCUAUGCUCCCUGCCUGUCCUCGACGGCGUUGACGCCGAUGGGAAAUACCGGACCAAGAAGCGCACCAAGCCCAUCACCCUGCGCCUGCUGAUGAGCCAUCAAAGCGGCUGUGGCUACGACGAGAGCCCCGGGCUGCCCCGGUGGGCGCGACAGCACGGCAUCACUACUAAGACAUUCGACAGUGACUUCGAAGCCAUGAAGACCUACCCGCUCCUCUUCGAGCCCGGCGAGGGCUGGAUGUACGGCUCCGGCAUGGACUGGGCCGGCGAGCUCGUCGCCCGCAUCAACGACACCACCCUCGAGGACUUCCUGCGCACCAACGUCUGGGAGCCUCUCGCGAUGGACUCAACAACCUUCCACCCAGAGCACCGCCCAGAGCUCCUCCGCCGUAUCGUACCCACCUACCAACGCACGGAGGACCAAAGCCUCGCCCCGUGCGAGCCCCUCUCGCGCAUCCCCGCGCUCCACGACUGCGCCGGCCAUGGCAUCUGGUCUACCCCCCGCGACUGGACUCGGUUCCUCUCAAUGAUCCUCGCCGACGGCGCUCCCCUCAUCACCCGUUCCAGCAUCGAGGAGAUCUUCCGCCCCCAGACGGCCGACGUCCCCGAGCUCCAAGCCCUGCUCUCCGGCCCGCUGCGCGCGUCCCUCCUCUCGACCGCAGCAAUGGAAGCAACCAACAUUGAGAUCGCGCUGGGCGGUCCCGUCUAUCUAGACUCAAUCCCUGGCAAGCGCUCUGCUGGAUCGCUGCAGUGGGCGGGCCGGCCGAAUCUGUUCUGGUGGAUUGAUCGUGCCAGGGGCGUUGCUGCGACCACGUUUACCCAGGUUAUCUCACCCGCUGAUGCGCGGUUUGCGGCGUUGACGAAUGCUUUGGAGAUGGGUGUUUAUGCGGAGCUUGCUUAGGAUAUAAUUUUGUUUUUAGUGGUUGUACUAUGGCCAGGGUAUGCUUAGUCCUGCCAAUGUCAUUUUUCAAUUGCAUACACUGUAACUUUCAUUGUCUCCUCUGUACUGAGUAGAGGACGUACAAUUCUUACAGGCUUAUGAUAUAGUCCAGAAA